Molecule: messenger RNA, 2455 nt
Organism: Corvus hawaiiensis (hawaiian crow)
Lineage: Eukaryota; Metazoa; Chordata; Aves; Passeriformes; Corvidae
Product: late histone H2A.L3
Cellular component (GO): nucleosome
Molecular function (GO): protein heterodimerization activity; DNA binding; structural constituent of chromatin
Source: RefSeq, a predicted model, not a curated record
ACAGUAGACUCCCUCCUUUUUUAUGGCUACUGGGAAGGUUCCUGCGGAUGAGCUUUUAAUUCUGAACAUCUUUACUGUCUGCCUUCCUCCAUGGAAGAGGACACAUCUGGAACAGGCUAGCAGAGUAAGGAUCACCAUGUCCUUGCCGUAACAGGGCGUCAGUAAAACCCUUAGAUUAACAUGGAACUAAGACCCUGCAGACUGCCAAUACCUUUUCCUCAAAUACAAAUAAUUAUUUAUGUAGCGGUAUCUAGCACCAUAGUUCAACACAGAAUUGCUACCUACCCGACAGAAAAACACGGAACAGCCACUGGAGUACCAAGUUAUAGGAGUUUUUGCAAGACUAAUGGUAGUGAAAAGUGAAAUAAUGCAACAGUAGAAAACGGGGAUGCUGAGGUGAGUGAGAGUAGAAAUUGCCAGGUCCAGUACCCUAAUAGGUGCAAGGGCACCACAAUUCCACACAUCCAAGUCCAGCUAGUAACAAGGCUCAGAAUGUAUUUCCAGAAAGUGAAAAUGCCUGUGUCCAGCGGCACCAAUCGACACAGAAAACACACAGCACUCAAGCGUGAAUGGUACGAAUGACCAAAUCCUCUUCCUCCUCUCCAGCCAAUCAGUCUGUAAGUAUACAAAGUUUGUAUAGUUUGUACUACACUAGUAGAGGAUAUUUGUUAACACAUACACACGAACAUUAUGAAAGCCUUCAGUACCUGGCUUAAAACACUCAGUCUGUCCAGUAACUAGCUGCUGGAUUACCUGGCAUCUGGACAUAUGAAUAGAGAGAAAUUAAUCUCUCUGCUAGCUGAUCUAGGAAUGUGGCCUUCCAAUAGGCACUUCCCUGGCAGCCACCCCAUUUUCCCCAGUAAGCUGGCUUAGCCCUACCUCCAGGAAAGCAUCCUGCUGACCCUGAUCUCUCCCAUAUCUGGUCCUGGGCUCCAAAGCCCAUUACCCUACUUGCUCUCUGGUCUGGUUCCUUCCCUAGCCAUCACACACACUUGCAUUCCACCUAGCCCUGGGCCCUCCCUGCAUGUGCUGAGGUCUUCCCAUCUGCUGGAACCCCUGGCUCCUCUGAUCUGUGUCCUAAUGCCAGUUGUUGGCACUUAGACUUCCAGAUGUACAUAGGCACACAGGGUAGACAGUCUGCUCAUUCUGGGAAACAAACGUACAAGUUGGGUUAAGUAAGACAGCACAGUCUGCAGAGAUAAUUCUUGCUGAUCAGCAACAUGUUAAAACACUAUCACUUUGUUCGCUUUUAUUUUUCCUUCAGUGUUCCCAUGGUUUUUUCCUCCCAGGUCACUUUCACUCCUUCCUCUCCUCUGGUGCUUCUUUUAAUACACCCAUAUUAUAAACCCAUAAUAUAUCUCACACAUUCCCACAAUUCCCUAAAAAGGAUCUCAUGGUAGGUUUUCACAUCCCCAAAUGUGCCACCCUAAGGCAGAUGCCUCUACAGACAAGGAUACCGCUCAGGUAUCCCGAGAGCCGCUUUGCCUCUCUCUGGAUGGAAGCAGGCCCAGCUCUGGGAGCCGGGACGAGCGGAGGCGGGGGCGAGGCCGCAAUCGCGCUUGCUCGCCGAGGGCCGGCGACAAAGCGACAGAGCAUACCAACAGCUUCGGCAUUGUUGAAAUUUGGCUCCUCACUUUCUGAUUGGCGACCAGUCAGCAAAAAGCUUCUUCCGGCAGACGCCUUCCAGGAACAAGGGGCGGUGACGCCGUGCAGUGAGCUGGAGCCUGCGUGGCGGGAGGUUAUAAAAAAUUACAAGCACGGCCUGGCCAGCCCCUCCUAAGCGCGGCCAGCCCGGCCCCUCCUAAGCGCGGCCUGCCCGGCCCCUCUCCCCCCCGGCGGCCACAGCAAGGGCCAGCUCUGCAGCGGAACGAUGUCCGGCCGUGGCAAGAGCGGUGCUAAGGCCCGUGCUAAGGCUAAGUCUCGCUCGCCCCGGGCUAGGCUGCAGUUCCCGGUAGGGCGGCAUUUUGCUCCCGCGUACCUGCCCGCCGUGCUCGAGUACCUGAAUCCUGGCCUGGACCCGGCUAGCGCCGUGGCACGCGAGAGCGAGAACACGCUCAUCAAGCCCCGUCCCGCAGUGCUAGCACUACGAAACGACGAGCAGCUGAACAAGCUGUUAAACAUCGUUCCCAUCGCGCAGGGCGGGCUGCCCCACACCCAGCCCGUGCUGCCGGCCAGGAACACCGGUGCCGGCGCAAGAAGGGACGCAGAAGCCGAGUACGGGCCCCUCUCUCUUCCGGAGAACUGCGAUCCAUGGAGGAGGAGGGAAGGGGACGAGAGGUGUGGCCGGCGGCCGUGGCUGCGGCGGAGGAGGGGGGACAGGAACCGGCCCUAGGCCGGUCAAAAACUCAAUGCGAGAGCUACUCGAUAAGGACCCGUAAUUUACCUCUCACUUUACCUCUGUUCCAUUCAGUGCACGUUGCCUAGAAAAUAAAACUGCUUUAUUUACAGAACAGCA